AUGAAAAAUCAAUUCUAUUUGGAUGCGAAUUAUACAAAUUUAAAUCACGGAUCAUUUGGAAGUACUCCUAAAGAUGUGAUGGCUGCAAACUUUAAAUAUCAAAUUGAUAUGGAAGAAAAACCAGACCCUUGGUUUAGAAUGACAGUCCUUCCUAAAUAUGAUCAAUCCAGAAAGAUGCUCUCCAAGAUUAUUGGUUCUCAAAAUGAUGAUGAUGUUGUCAUUGUGGAGAAUGCAAGUGUGGCCAUCAAUGCAAUUUUCAGAUCCAUUCCAUUCACAAAGAAGGACAAGAUUAUCUACUUUAAUACUGCAUAUGGUAUGGUUCAAAAGACUAUUGCCUACAUUCAUGAUUUCUAUGGUACUGAGCUUGUUGAAGUAACGUUUACUUUGGAAGAUUUACAAUCGGUGGAAUCAAUUUUAUCCAAGGUUAAAGAGGUUGCUCUUGCCAAUAAGGAAAACACCACCAUUGCUGUCUUUAGUCAUAUUGUUUCUACACCAGCAAUUGUUUUACCAGUCAAAGAACUCGUUCAAUUUUUCAAUACAUUGAACGUUCCAAGUGUUAUUGAUGGUGCUCAUGCCAUUGGUAGUAUUCCAUUCAAUGUUACUGAAAUUGGAUCUGAUUAUUAUCUCAGUAAUGCCCACAAGUGGUUGUUCACUCCAAAAUCAUCAUGCGUUUUGUGGAAGAAUCCAAAUGCAAGAUUCCAAAUCCAUCCAACAGUUAUUAGUUAUGGUUAUACCACUACUCCAGUUCAAAGUUAUCAAAAGGAAUUUUCCUAUGUUGGAACCAGAGAUUACUCUGCCUAUUUGUCUAUCAAGGAUGCAAUAGAAUGGAGACAAAGAGUUUGUGGAGGUGAGGAAAAUAUUAUGAAAUAUAAUACUGAACUUGCAAUUAAGAUUGGUGAAUUAUAUUCCCAAAUAUUUGGAACUCAUUUAUUGACAGAAGAUAAACGACUCUGGUCAGGUUCUAUGGCUAAUAUUAGACUCCCUUUCACUGAUAAUAUGGACUUUUGGUACAAGGUGAAUCAAAUAAUUUAUGAAAAGUUCAACUCUUUCCCAAUCUUUUUUGAAUUUGACAAGAAGGCAUACAUUAGAGUUUCAGCUCAAAUUUACAACUCUAUUGAAGAUUAUCAAAAAAUUGGUUUGGCUAUUUAUGAAACUGCCAAACAAUUAUUCAAUGAACAAAAGUAA
Molecule: messenger RNA, 1185 nt
Organism: Naegleria gruberi
Lineage: Eukaryota; Heterolobosea; Eutetramitea; Acrasida; Naegleriidae
Exons: 2
Coding region: 1-1185 (394 amino acids)
Source: RefSeq, a predicted model, not a curated record